CCGGGGGAGGGGCUGCGGCCGCCCUGCCUCCUUCCUCGGCUCCCGGAGCGGCGCUGGGCGGGUGAAAGCGCAGCGAAGCUCAGCGGGAGCAGAAGAGCGCGCCGAGCCGGCCAUGGGCAAGUCAGCUUCCAAGCAGUUCAAUGACGAGGUCCUGAAGGCCCACAAUGAGUACCGGCAGAAGCAUGGUGUCCCCCCGCUGAAGCUCUGCAAGAAGCUCAACCGGGAGGCUCAGCAGUAUUCCGAGGCCCUGGCCAGCACAAGGAUCCUCAAACACAGCCCGGAGUCCAGUCGCGGCCAGUGCGGAGAGAACCUGGCCUGGGCGUCCUACGAUCAGACAGGAAAGGAAGUGGCUGAUAGAUGGUACAGUGAAAUUAAGAACUACAACUUCCAGCAGCCUGGCUUCACCUCCGGGACAGGACACUUCACGGCCAUGGUGUGGAAGAAUACAAAGAAGAUGGGAGUGGGGAAGGCGUCUGCAAGUGAUGGGUCCUCCUUCGUGGUGGCCAGAUACUUCCCAGCAGGGAAUGUCGUCAACCAGGGCUACUUUGAAGAAAACGUCCUGCCUCCGAAGAAGUAAUUGGUGCAAUGUAACAGGAAGGCGGCAGACCUAAGAAUGUGGAUAUGAAGUGCCUAGAACAACAAAAACUCAGCUGUGUGUCUGUCCCUGGGGGUGUAUGUGCUUGCGUAUGUGAUGCUGUGAGUCUGGCUCACACACUCGAUUAGGCAGGUCGGCCUGAUUUCAUUCUUAUCAAAGGGACGAGCAUCCGCAGCCUUCACUCUGGUGAUUCCCUAGACCGCAAUUAUUUGGACUUUGGGGGGAAAAAAAUCCCUUUUUAAACUUUUUUUAAAAAUUUUCAAAGCCACCUUUUUUGUACUUUUCUUGCUCCAAACAUUCACCCCUGGGCUUUGUGUGUUCCACAUGUUUGUGAUGCUGAGACAGCGAAGUUCAUUUUACGUGACCUUCAUGCAUUGUAAUCUACUUUUGGUAGAUGUUUAAGAAUAUUAAACCCUCACCGAAAGGUGACACCAACGACGGCUUUAACCACGUAAAUAUAAAGCAGCUUCCACUGGAAACCUAGGGCAGGCGGGGGCUCCAUUUCGCUGAAUUAUUGCGAUUUCUCAUAUGUAAGACAUGAUGUCAUCCACACGCCUCCUGGAAUUCUCUAAUGGGAUUGCCAAAGAACAAAUGGAGAAAAAAGCUUCCUUGCAUUUUUCUACCUUUAAAUAGGAAAAUAUCACUACUCCCACCCCUCCCUCUCCCCCACCCCGCCUUUUUUCUUAAAACCCUCUGGCAUUUCAGAGCUCAUGCCCUGCCACCCCACCCCCCUCAUCCUGGUUUCUAGGGAGUAAGCCAGGACUGAAACUCAUCCAUCCCCCACUCUGCCUGGUGGCUCAGGGCCUGUUCUGAGAGAAAGCCCCUCACACAGCCUGGGCUCUUGGCCAAGCAGCCUUGGACGAUGAAGUCAGUGAGCGUGGGGGCGAGGGUGAGCUCACUCAGGGCCCCCAGAGGAAGCCCUCCAGCCUCUGCCCUCCCCCCCCCACCCGACACAGGGUGGGAGCCCAGGCCUGUUCCUGGCAGCUGUGGCUGCAGCUGUGCUGCUGCUCCCUCCAGGAAUGUGUGACAGGCCCAAAUGUUCCAGGGAGAUAUCCCAUGCGGGGACUUAGAGUCGCUCAUUUAGUUUCUGAGUUUUGCCUCAGACUACACGAAGUCCUCUUGAAUAACCACUUGACCUGGUCCAUGUGGGAGGGACCAACCCAGGGGCCAUGCUGAGUAUUCCUGAAACCCUAGCAUCUCCAAGGGGUAGGAUAGCAUGGUCAGCCUUUGAAACAUGAAUCCCGAAGGGCCCUGUUGCACUGUGAACAGUCUCAUGCUGUGCCCUUCCUUUUACCCAGGGAUACUGACUAAGGCAACAAUAAAAUCUUUUUCUUUUGUGAAA
Phacochoerus africanus (Common warthog) is the source of this 1937-nucleotide messenger RNA. RefSeq names its product GLI pathogenesis related 2 (gene GLIPR2). Lineage: Eukaryota; Metazoa; Chordata; Mammalia; Artiodactyla; Suidae. The record is from RefSeq and is a predicted model, not a curated record. Gene Ontology annotation, cellular component: extracellular region. The coding region runs from base 113 to 577 and encodes 154 amino acids. The transcript has 5 exons.